This is a messenger RNA of Engraulis encrasicolus (European anchovy), 5390 nucleotides long. RefSeq names its product DLEC1 cilia and flagella associated protein (gene dlec1). The transcript has 37 exons. Gene Ontology annotation, biological process: negative regulation of cell population proliferation. The record is from RefSeq and is a predicted model, not a curated record. NCBI's taxonomy places the organism in Eukaryota, Metazoa, Chordata, Actinopteri, Clupeiformes, Engraulidae. Gene Ontology annotation, cellular component: cytoplasm; cilium. Gene Ontology annotation, molecular function: tubulin binding. The coding region runs from base 269 to 4981 and encodes 1570 amino acids.
UGACUCGUGUGUCAGUGAAAACUGCUAUGGAUUUACUUCAAAUAACGUACACGCCUAGCUGCUCAAACAACUAAAUAAGCUUACCGAUGUGUUUUCAAACAUGUGGAAUAAAUACGGACGGCUGUUUGAGUGGUAGUAACCGAACGGGCAGUUGGCAGGUGGUCGGCUAGAUUGCUUGUUUACCUAAAAUACUUGGCGGAAGUUUUUUUCUGUCAUCAGCAGCAACAUUGUAACGCGUGAAAGCCUUCGGCUCAAAAACAAGUUUACAAUGGCAGAAAGCCUCGAAAACAAUCAAAAUGGGACUGAAAUUCACAUGAAUCGACACAGGCCUGCCUCAGAGCAAAGCCAGGACAUUUCCCACAUCUUUGCAAGUGUUUUCAAAGACCUGUAUACUAAGGAGGUGAUUGGGAGAGACACCAUCGACAACCUGUUCAAGUCUCGCCGUGGAGACAAAGAAAGCUACCAUGACAAAUACGUAGAGGAACUCCAGAAGGUGCAUGCAGAGUACAGUCAGCGCAUGAAGGAUGUUGAGAUGCUGGAGAGGCACAUCAUCCAGGCUCGCGUCCAGGCAACUGGCAUCGAGGAGCGGACCAGGGCCCAGCUGGAGGAGGAAGUGGGGGAGGUGUACAACGAACUGGGAUUACCUGUCCAGGCAGCGUUUGUGCGGUGUGUGGACAGUGAGCUGCUGAAGAAACAUCAUCUGAUUUGCCCAAAGGAUUACAUCAUCGAGCAGACGCCUCUGGCCAAUGCCCCACAAAGGAAGGGUGCGUCUGGUUUUGCGCGCCCCACUGUGUGCUCUACUCACCACUCUUGUCGUGACCCUCAGGAUGACGGCUACACCUUCAUCCCCCCUCCCCCCCACACGGCCGAGGAGCUACUGGAGGUGUCAGAGGGGACCCUGACCAAGACAUCCAGCUCCGAUGAUGCCAGUGGAGACACACACACACCACCACAGAAGCCCCCUCGUCCACGAGAACCUCACUGGCGUCGGGAGCUGAGUGCGGCCAGUCGAGCGGAGGAGAGGGCUGGGCUUCAGCGGCUGCGAGAGCGACAGAACUUCCUGCGGAACCCUCGCUUCCUCCCACCACUCGCUACGCGGGGCGGACACUCGCUCAUCCUGCGUGGUGCGAAGACGGAAAGGAUGGUGGACGGGAAACGCGUCGCUGUGGAGGAGAGCCCUGCGGGUCCUGUGCCUGUGUUCCUGGCCAACCCUCCUGUGGUCCUCUUCACCAAUUACAAGGAGGGACAAGUCUAUGAGACGACUCUGGAGCUGAGGAACAUGACAGCCACCUGCCGACACGUCAGGGUCAUCCCCCCCACCACACCACACUUCUCUAUAGGCUUGGGCAUGCUGGUGUUCUUCCCCACGUCAGCUGGUCCCUUCUCUGAGUCCUUCACCAUUGUGUGUGACAACUGCCAGGUCAGGGACAUCACAAUUAAAGGAGAAGCCCAGGUGGUGGCUGUAGAGCUGGUGUCGGGGGGAGAGGAGAGGCCGGUGUUUGGAGAGCUGUUUGAUGUCACUGCAGAACACUUCAUACGCUUCGAAUCCACCAACCCCUAUGCUACACUCCGCAAGACACUGGUGGUCAGGAAUAACCUGAAUCUGGACUUGGUGUUUGAGUGGCGGGUGAUGCGGCCCAAUCUGCAGGCUCUUCUGCCUGGCCAGCCUCCUGACCCCGCCCUCAUCCAGCACGAUGUCGCCGAUGACGAUGGCUUCCUCAUCAUGCCCUCCAGUGGCAUGCUGAAGCCACUACAAGACACACACUUCACUGUCAUCUAUAACCCCCACGAGUUAAAGGAGUACCACAGUGUUUGCCACCUGGUCAUCAAGGAUGUACCUGAACUGCCCCAAAACACACCAGCGGAAUGUGUGGCUGUGGUGCCGUGUCCGGGGCGUGUGUGUGACGUAGUUGCUAUGGAGGUGGAGGUGAAGGGAUCUACUGAACCGUACCAGAUACUGCUAGAGCCCUACGCCAUACUGCUGCCGGGAGAGACAUACAUACACACCACCAUACGCAGGAGGUUUAUGAUGUGGAACCACAGCAAGUCUGUGAUCCGUUUUGAGUGGGAACGCAUCACAGAGGGCCACAUCAUCGAGGUGGAGCCCCCUACAGGAGAAAUAGAGCCUAAUGAGUGUAUGGAUAUGGAGUUGGUUCUGACGGGAGGCAAACCAGACCACGUGGCCUUGAACCUCCCCUGUCACAUCCAGCACCACACACACCCCAUUGGCCUACCCAUAGACAUCAGGUUUAAGGGUCCUACUCUGCACAUGAGCACCCCCUAUCUGGACCUCGGGUUACUGCAACUGGGAACGUCCUGCUGUUCAACUAUAGAACUGCACAACCCCACUCAGCUUCAGGCAACAUGGAGUAUUGUAGACACAGUGAGCAGUGAACAAGACAACCAGGUGCUGCUAGAGCCCUGUUUGGGCGAGCUGGCCCCACUGGAGAGCUGCAGCAUUCAGGUGAGACUGGAAGGGAAGACACCUGGACACCUGGAGAGGGUUCUGGAACUCCAGGUGGAGAGCGGACGAAGAGGUCAGCUGCGUGUGGUAGCAGAUGUGCAGGCCCCACAGGUGUGUCUGGCGCGCUGUAAGCUGCACAUGGCCGAGCUGUACCUGGGCCAGCCGUGGACCGGAUGCGUCACCCUCUGCAACCAAACACUUCUGCCCUCACACUACAGCUGGGGACAGCUGCGUGGUAGGCAGGGCUCUCUGUGUUCGGUGGUCUUCACUCCAAGUUCAGGAUCUCUGGCUGCACACGAGCAGAAAGACAUCAGCGUCAGCUUCACAGCACACACUGAGGAGGAGUUAUCAGAGGUGCUGGCCCCGUGUGAUGUGGUGGGCAUGGCUCACCCUGUGGUGUUGGGCUUCUAUGGCAGAGCUAGGACCCUCAGCGUCUCCUACACUCUACCUGGGGACAGCACCCCUAGUGGUGACCAACCACUGGUGCUGGACUUUGGAGAUGAGGUGCUGCAGGGGAAGCCCAUCACACGACAGCUAGUGAUGACCAAUCACACGACUAUUCCAGCCCCUUUCACUGUGGAGGCGGAGUACUUCAUUGGCCGACCUCCUGCCCAAAGCUCAGAGGAGGCGGAGUCCAGGAGUUCUUACGUGAAGAGGCCCCUGACUCAUAUUCAAGCUAAGAAACUAAAGGAAAAGGCCCAGGAAGACUUUGUGAAGAGCCUGCUGAGCCAUGGGAGGGGAGCUGCGUUCCACAUCCAGCCCAGCUGUGGCACCCUCGGACCCCACGAAGCCGUCACCCUCAACGUCACUGCACACACCAACAUGUGGGGACACUACACAGACCUGCUCAUAUGCAAGGUGCGUGACCUGGAACCGACCCGAAUCCCGCUGCAAAUGGUGGUGACAGGAUGCCCCCUCUACUUCCAGAUGUCCGGACCCAAGCAGGAUGACCAGAACCAGGGACCCAUCAUACGGUUUGGAAGCCACGUGUCGGGUGGAGACACCAUCUCACGUUCACUACGCCUGAACAACACCAGCCCAUAUGACAUCCGUCUGGACUGGGAGCCGUAUAACCGUGUCCGUAGUGACCGCAAGCUGGUGGACAUGCUGGUGGCGUACGGGGAAGCGUUUCCCCUCAAGGACGCCGACGGCAACCAGGUGCUAUGGCAACAGGACACGUCCUCUGCUGACACGCCACGCCCACCCUGGGGCCGUAGCCAUGGCGACACGCCCCGUACAUCCCUGAGUGGCAGCCACACCGUCAGCUCGGAGUGCACCACCCCCUCCACCUCAACAAAGGGGGACGAGGAGAGACCAGAGGAGGAAGAGGAGGAGAUGAUGAAGUCCAUGGACCCCUCAGCUCCUCAGAGGAACCUCAUCAGCGUUCUCAUCAGACCUCAUGAGGGGACCCCAUCCGACUACCCAUACUGCAUCACUCCUCAGCAGAUUGUGGUUCCUGCAGGGGGCAGCAGCAGUAUGCACGUGUCCUUCACACCCCUCACCCUCUCUGGGGCCACGCCCACCCACGAAGGCACCUGCGACGGAUUCGCUCUUGGGUUCAUGAGCCUCGACUCCAAGGUAGCGUUAGGUGUUCCAGGGAAGGUGUUUCGUCAGCAGGGCCACCAGGUGGAGCCACUGAGGCUGGAGUUGCAUGCCGCCGUACGACCAGCCAGUCUCCAAGUGCAGAUGGAUGAGGAGGGGGGUGCGUUAGAGUUCCAUGCCGUAGCUAGUGACUUGGUGCAGGAGGACUCUGAAGACACGUUAGCUGUGGGGCAGGAAGUUAGGGUGAAGCAAGAAGUGUUGGUGGUACACUCUCUGCUUCUGAGGAACACCUCGCAGAUGGCGCUGGCAUUCCGCCUCAGUGUCCCGCCCCCCUUCUCAGUCAUCCAACCACGCACUCAGCCACGCCUCUCUCGUACACCCACUGCCCAUAGCCACGCCCACAGCUCCGCCGAGAGCCAACCGCUCACACUCAAACCCCAGACCAGCAUGCAGGUGACGUUGGCGUUCCACAGCUCUCCAUCCCUAUUGGCCUAUAUGGGGAAGCCCAAUUCUGAGCUUCCGGACUCAGUGUGUGUGCAGCGCGGGAUCUCAGGAGAGUCCAAACUACGCUUCACUCACCACCUAGUGGUGGAGUACAGCAACAGCAGUCAGCAGACAGUGCCCCUAGUGGCCUGGCUCAGCGUUGCGUCGCUGCAGCUCUCCAGCAGCGCUGUAAACUUCGGCACCUGCUACGUGGGCCAGACGCAGGUCAAGGAACUACAACUCAGCACCCGAGGAGCCUCCUGCAGCUACUGGAACGCAGCCAUAGAUGGUGACAGCAGUGUGUUCCGAGUGAGUCCUGACUGUGGAGUUCUGCGGCCAGAAGAGAACACACACACACUAGAGCUCAGCUUCACUCCCAGCAACCCAGAGAACUUCAUCGCCACGGUGACGCUGAGAGGGCAGCUGGGGGAGGAGCCAAUCACGCUGCAGCUGCAGGGAUGUGGGUCACGUGACGAGAGACACAUGCACUAACACACACACACACACACACACGCCAAAAUGCAUAGAGCAUCAUGAAAUAGAUCUUGUUUGGAAUUCUCCACGGUCAUCUCUCAUUCAUCUCCAGUCAGCAAUGUGUGUGUGUGUGAUUUUCUUUUUUUUUCAUAUUGUGUUUUACACAUUCAAUUGUGUAACACACAUUUAGGUUUGUAGUAUUUCUGUAAAGGAUCGAGUGACUGAAAUAUUACCAAUGAGGCAAAUACAAUAUCAAAAUGAAAUGUUUUAUUUUAACGAUUGAUAUUAGCAGCACUGAUUUGUACAGAAUUUGUACAGAUUUGGAGGACAACAAAUAGUCUAGCUGGACAACAUUUAGACUAAAAACUUAAGAGCUGUAACAGUUUAUUGGGGUGAAAAAAUAAAGAGACAGCAGCUUCUUCCAACA